This is a messenger RNA of Komagataella phaffii GS115, 1404 nucleotides long. RefSeq lists its product as hypothetical. Lineage: Eukaryota; Fungi; Ascomycota; Pichiomycetes; Pichiales; Pichiaceae. Bases 1 to 1404 code for a protein of 467 amino acids. Gene Ontology annotation, molecular function: ubiquitin binding. The transcript has a single exon. The record is from RefSeq and is a predicted model, not a curated record.
AUGGAUGUUGGUGUAGAUCAAAUAUCCCAGCUGCUACCUGACGUUCCACUUUCCCGUAUAUAUACAGUCUUAGAAGAAAGAAAUGGCGAUGUUCAGUCAGCACUGGAGUACCUGUUGGAACCAACAUCGGAUGGAAGAAAUAAGAGUAUUUCGAAUUCUUCCAUUAAAUCACCCCGCACACCUAUCCAUACCAAUGAGAAAGCUAUUUUGCAGCUUUACGAGAUGUUUGAGCAUGUACCACUAAGUGUUCUACAGAUGGUGUACCAUAAUCAUCGUGAACUUGAGAGCGCACUGGAGUAUUUGGUACACUGUAAUACUGAAGACAUUGAACGACUGAAGAUUGUUGCUGAAGCUGAAGCUACGAUGAAGCAACAUCCUCUUUGGCAAUUUGUGCGGACAGUCCUAACAACUACAAAUGUGUGGGAGAAGCGGACUGAGACAGUAAACUUUUUGGUCGAACUCCUAGGCAGUUCCCAGAAACAGGUUUCACAGGUGGUUGCCAAGGAACAUGGAAGUGUGGAUCUGAGUCUUCGGCAAUUGCUGCUAGCAGGAGGUUCUUCCUCCUCUGAGUCCACCUACUCCAAUACUCUGGCAAUAGUGGAACUUUAUCGCCAGUUUCAUUCAGAGCUGUAUUUGAUUGACGACACUAUGUUGAGGCUCUUGUUGCAACGACUUGCGCCUGAACUUGUCAAGAUACUAAUUGCACUUCACGCUAUCGUUAAGGAGAUGGACCAGAUUGAUACGUCUGCGAGUACAGAGUUUUCAACUGCCCCACUUUCAAGUUUUAAUAUGGGGCAAAUGGUUGCCACUGACGAGAGAAAUGCAGCUUCAUCGUUGCAUUACGCUAAAGCUGCACAUCAGAGUUCCGGGGCAACUGAUGCGAAUGCGACUACGAGACUGCUGAAUCAAAACAGCGAGAGGAUCACCUUACAGAAACAUUGUGCGGCGCUGGCGGGGCGGGUUUCCACCGCCAAGGAUUCUCGUGUUCGUGACCACUACAAUUCAGAAUAUAGACACGCCAAGAAGCAAUUGCGCUUGCAUAGAGAACAGCUGCAACAACAGUUGGUGGCACAGAGGACGCAGGUAGUAAGUCAGACUCUAGACCUUCAUGGUUUAACUGUACCAAUGGCCAGGGAUGCAACCAUGACUGCGCUCAGCCGAUGGUGGAGCGAGGAGAUAAAGCUUCGCGAAUGGGAUGGCGUGCGCUACAAACACACGGGACCAGUUCAACAUAUGGAACCUUUGCGGCUUAUUACUGGCCGUGGCAUGCACAGUACUGGAGGCUUCAGCCAGAUAAGAAAGUGCCUCAUAAAAGAACUAGAAGGCUCCUGGAUCCUCAAUCGAGACAAUCCAGGAGAACUUAUGGUUCUAGGGCGGAGGAAAAAUGGUGUGGCGAGUAAAUAA